Molecule: messenger RNA, 660 nt
Organism: Bolinopsis microptera
Lineage: Eukaryota; Metazoa; Ctenophora; Tentaculata; Lobata; Bolinopsidae
Exons: 1
Coding region: 1-660 (219 amino acids)
Biological process (GO): piRNA processing
Cellular component (GO): mitochondrion
Molecular function (GO): RNA endonuclease activity producing 5'-phosphomonoesters, hydrolytic mechanism
Source: RefSeq, a predicted model, not a curated record
AUGAAUCCCAAAUACAAAUGGAUGACUCUGGCUUCUGUAGUCGCCAAUCCAAUCCUCUUAUAUCUUGCAUACAAAUUCACAUAUCCAACAUUAAAACCUCAACAAAGUGAACAGUCAGAAGUUCUAUUUUUCCCAGACGAAGGUCUCCAAUGUCCCAGACUCAAUACCCACAGAGGGUGUCUUGAUAAGAAGUGUCGCUUCAAGCAUACACCUCAGUCUCUUGCUAGACUAGAAGGUAUCCUCAAGUCAGCUACCACAAGUUGUGAUGUCUGUAUGUUUGUGAUAGCGUCUCAGCAGCUGAUUGACAUCCUUGUAGAGCUCCACCAGCGUGGCGUCAAGGUCAGAUGUAUUGCUGACAAUCAGGAUAUGGAUGGUGUGUUACACGCUCUCAGAUCUAAUGGAAUAGUCGUCAGAUUUGAUAAGUCAGACUAUCUGAUGCAUCACAAGUACGUUGUCAUUGACUCAAAAUGGGUGCUUACCGGGUCAUAUAAUUUCAGUAGAGGUGGAAUGGGUAUAAACAGAGAGAACAUCGUGAAAGUAAAUCAUCCCCACAUUGUGGAGGCUUAUCUUGACGAGUUUAACGAGAUGUGGCAGUUGUACAGCACUUCAAAUUUCUCCAUUAACUUUAGAAAAGAAAUGGUUUACCAAGGUUCAGGUUGA